ACUUGAUGUUUACUUCACUCGGGAGAUUACAUGCAUUAGUAAGUUCAUAGUUCAGGCACAUCACUCACUCCUUCCCUUACUCUCCAUCUGUUCUUUUGUCCAAUAUGGAGCGGUCCUUUUCCCAUCUCCUGCGGACAUCUCGUCUCGCCACAUUCGAUAAGACCAUUCCACAGAUCUACACUACUUCUGGAAAGGCAAAAGCGAUUGGCGAUUGGGGUUUGAAACGCAACCUUCCCACAGUUCUCCGCACACACUACCUCACCAUUGAACAACUCGACACAGCAGAGCACCAAACGCCCUUCAAGUCUGGCUCCUCUGAUUAUUUGUUCCUACAGCGCUGGAAGGAGAACUUUCCCCGGUCACGUCCCCCACAACCUCAACCCAUUGCUGUUAGGAAAGAUCUGUCAACUUUGACUGAUGCUGAAUUUAAAAAGCUGCUUGAGACUGCACGGGAGAAGAGGCAAGCAUGGAAGGAAGCUGUUGCCAAGAAUGAAUACCGUACCGACGAGCAUCUUAGUUUCUUGAAUAUUGUUUCCAGACAACCCAAGAGCAGUUCCAUCGACACUUCAACCUCACAAGCCUCUGUCGGCACUGGCAAUAGCAGUACCACGGUUAAUAACACAUCGCCUGCUCCCUUCAUUGGAUCUAAUGUUCGUACCAAAGUUGGGCCUACUUAUGGAUUUUAUGAACCUUCGACCCCUGUUGUUGUCCAGGGACGCGGCAUUGGUCGUACUAAAAACAGUCAACUCAUCGGUGUCUGCGGUGUUGUGGCAACAUUCCCGAUCUAUAGUACACCUCAUCUGCAGAACGCCACUAAAUCUCUGCAGCCUUACUAUGUCUACAAGGCUGAGCUGGAUGCUGAUGGGCAUCCUAAUGUCGUUCUAGGCCACGUGGCCCCCGGACCCGGCAACUGGCUGACUGGAUCCAUUGGCAGUCGCAGUGAUCACUAUAAUUACAAUGCAGCAUCCCGGUUACCCCAAGGUGCAAAUUCCAACACCGGCGCUGCUGCUAAAGGAGCAGAAGGUGAUACUGGGCGCAGGGUUGUCUCGCGUGUCCAACAUCUUCUCGAGACUCGCGAUAAGUCUGCUACUCGUUUGUGAACACUGUCUUUCUUUUCCAAUUUCCAAUUUCACUUGCAUAGCUCAUUUUCUUGGUCAAAAUCCUGUAGCACUCUUCCUCUUCCUGAUUGUUCUUUUUUCAUGUGCAAAUAAAUACUCUAGAAACACUGAUACUUUCCAGGGUUCAUGCACUGGAGGGGGAGCAGGAUUAGAAUUAAGAUUAGGCUUGGUUAUCUCUUUGCGUAUUUUCAGAUUUAUAAUUUUUUAUACUUUUUAUUCUCAUUAAAAACGCC
This is a messenger RNA of Lobosporangium transversale, 1351 nucleotides long. RefSeq lists its product as hypothetical. NCBI's taxonomy places the organism in Eukaryota, Fungi, Mortierellomycota, Mortierellomycetes, Mortierellales, Mortierellaceae. The transcript has a single exon. The coding region runs from base 105 to 1100 and encodes 331 amino acids. The record is from RefSeq and is a predicted model, not a curated record.